Zea mays is the source of this 3108-nucleotide messenger RNA. RefSeq lists its product as uncharacterized. Lineage: Eukaryota; Viridiplantae; Streptophyta; Magnoliopsida; Poales; Poaceae. Gene Ontology annotation, biological process: protein phosphorylation. The record is from RefSeq and is a predicted model, not a curated record. Gene Ontology annotation, molecular function: ATP binding; polysaccharide binding; protein kinase activity. Bases 679 to 2676 code for a protein of 665 amino acids. The transcript is spliced from 4 exons.
AUGGAGGUCUAAGCCAUAUCUCCCUGGUUUAGGGUUGGUUAGAUCAAUCUAUGGCUUGUAGAGUUCAUAUCGCUAACCCCAAAGUAACCCAACUAUACAAAGUAAGAACAUUGCUAUAUAGUAUAUCACUAGGUGCCCAUAUAUACGUCGAAAUCGUGAUUUUAUAAAUAGUGCACUUAUUUUAUUGUUUCCAUCUAACUCAUGACCACGGAUUUAUAAAAAUAGGUUACCACGUUUUCCACGUCAACGUUUGUGUGCGUUUGGUUGUUUUAGUUGGGAUCCUGUACUGGUCCAACGGAGUUUACAAAAGAUAUAGAGGUAACGUAGUAGAAGCUCCAAAAGCAUUUUAAAAACACAGACAGGGAACUCGAAGUUUAGAACGCCAGAAAGAUAGACUUCAGCCCUUCGUCACCAUCUCUUACAAGUCAGUGGCAAGGGGAAAAAAAUUUAUCAGUGACACGACAACGCUGACUUUCCUACUGCUGUGUUGUCCUGUUGAUUAAAAAAAAGUCCAACAAACCUGAAAAGACUAGUCAACCGGGCAAAUGCAAUUGCCUCUUUUCCCUUUCCACCUUCUUUCUCCUCUCUUUCUAUGCUGCAGAUCCGAUCCCUCUAAUCAUCUCUACACUAUUUCCGGUGCUGUGGCACCAUCUCCAUUAAUUGGGCAAACAAGCUAGCAUGACGCAACCCACCUUGCUGUUCCUCCUCCCGCUCUUGGCCACCUCCAUGCUCCUCCAAUUCCACGACCACGCCAGCGCCGACUGCGAGCCGGCGGCGGCGUGCGGGGACCUCACUCUCCGGUACCCGUUCUGGCUCGGGAGCAGCAGCGCCAACGACACCCAUCACGACACGCCUUCCCCAUCACCACCCCCAUGUGCCCACCACCACCCGGGCUUCGAGGUCUGGUGCAGCGACGACGGCCGCGUGGCCUCCCUGAAGGGCACCUACAUCCACGUCCUCAGCAUCAACUACAGCGCCGGCUCCCUCGUCGCCUCCCACGCCAGGAUCGCCGGCGCCGGCGGCGUGUGCCAGGCCGACUUCAACGUGUCCUCCAGCAUCGCGCUCAGCGUGUUCACGUUUAGCCCGCGGAAGAACCGCGCGCUGUGCUUCCUCUACGCCUGCAACGGCACGGCCCCGCCGAGCGGGCCCGGGUACGCGAACGCCACCUCCAGCUGCGCCGCCCCCGUCUACGCGUUCCUCGCCGACGGGGACUUCUACUGGGACAGGCCGCCGGCGGUCGCGGCGGGCGCGUGCAAGUACAGCUACGUGCCGGUGCUCGGGUCGGAGGCGGCGGUCAUGACGGCGGCCAACUACAGCCGGCUGCUCAAGGACGGGUUCGUCCUGAACUGGGAGGUGGCGGGAGUCGCCGACUGCCAGGACUGCAACGCCAGUGCCGAGCAGUGCCGGCACGGCAACAGAAGCGCCGCCGCGGGGUCUACAUGCGCCGGACCAAAAGGCAGGACAAGUAAGGUAGUCGGAAUUGUAUGUGGAGUAGUAGCCGUCAGUCUAUUGGCAGCGUGCUUCUUUUUUGUCUGGCACAAGCGCAAGAGGAGGAAACAAGCUAGAGCACCAAAUGGCUUCAUGCAUAGUGAAUCUUCAUUGCAAUCAUACAGCAAAGACCUUGAGUUGGGUGGCUCUCCACAGAUUUUCACUUAUGAGGAGCUUGAAGAAGCUACUGAUGGAUUUAGUGACUCGAGGGAACUUGGUGAUGGUGGUUUUGGAACUGUUUACAAAGGGAAACUCCAGGAUGGGAGAGUAGUUGCGGUUAAGCGCCUCUACAAGAACAACUACAAACGGGUUGAACAGUUCAAAAAUGAGGUAGACAUUUUGUCCCGCCUCCUCCACCAGAACCUAGUCAUCCUAUAUGGCUGCACGUCGCGUAGCAGCCGUGACCUUAUGCUCGUGUACGAGUUCGUCCCUAACGGGACAGUCGCAGACCAUCUUCAUGGAUCCCGUGCGUCAGAACGCGACCUUACAUGGCCUCUAAGGGUGAACAUUGCCAUAGAAACAGCUGAAGCACUUGCAUACCUCCAUGCGGUCGAAAUCAUACACCGCGAUGUCAAGACCAACAACAUACUGCUGGACAACAGCUUCCACGUCAAAGUCGCCGACUUUGGGUUGUCGCGUCUGUGCCCUCCUGAAGUCACACACGUAUCAACUGUCCCGCAGGGCACACCAGGCUAUGUUGACCCGGUGUACCACCAGUGCUACAAGCUAACUGAGAAGAGCGACGUGUACAGCUUCGGCGUUGUGUUGGUGGAGCUCAUCUCCUCUAAACCAGCUGUUGACAUGAGCAGGACCCACAGCGAUAUCAACCUGGCCAACAUGGCUCUCAACAGAAUCCAGAACCACGAAGUUGAUCGGCUGGUUGACCCUGAGCUUGGAUAUGAGACUGACGAUGGAACAAAGAAAUCGAUAGAUCUCGUCAUGGAGUUGGCAUUUCAGUGUUUGCAGUUAGAAAGGGAUUCAAGGCCGUCAAUGAAGGAAGUAGUGGUGGCCCUGAACUGUAUCAAGAAUGGGGAUUCCCCAGAGAAUAAGAUGGACAGGAGCUCCUCAUCUCCUAAGGAAGACGCACACUUGCUGACCAAUAGCAUACAGUAUUCGCCUGACUCUGUAAUCCACAGAUUCCAUAGCCAAUCGACUACGCACUCGGCAGCAUCAAAUGCUAGUGGAUGAGAUACCUUGUAUAUAUACUGAUCCUGAAGAAAUAAAGCCCCAUCGGACGAAUUGUAAACAGUAUAGAGAUUUGUUAGUGAACUGAUUCAUCUGGGUAAGUUGUUUCUUCUUUGUUAACUGGCUCGUAGUACAAAGCCGGGUUGUAUGUGACCACAGCAGGAGCUUGGCAUAAUCUUAAACAUUAGGGAAAGUAGUAGAAUCAGUCUCAGGCCAAAAAAUCUACAAGCUUUUUUUUUCAUUUUGACAAAAGAAGGGGGGGGGGGGCUGCCGAUGACAGUAAUGGAGCAACACGAAACAAACAAAUCAAGCUCGUACUCAUUGGCUGACAGUCCAGUUCCAGUAUUUGGUCUAUCAUGUUUAAGUUAUCUUGACCAUGCACUUUGUGGUCUUUUAGGCGUGAUCACUUCCAUUUUAUAUUACCACAUUCGCACU